AAGACAGCACAUACUCCAGGAAGCAUCAUGGGGUUUGGAGCUUUGUGCCUCAUUCUACUAUAUGGAUUUAUUGGGUCCUACGCGCAGCCUCAUUGCAGCCUGAUAACACCCAACGUUCUGCGUGUGGACAGUGAAGAGACCAUUAUAGUAGAUGGACAGGGGACUGCGUUUGUUGCUGACAUCACAAUCCAAGACUUUCCCCGAAAGAGAUUUAAUUUAGUUACAAGCAAAGUCUCAGUGGACAGCAAUAACAACUUCUUUGGCAAUGUUAAAUUGACGGUCCCCUCAAAUAACUUGGAGAAAAAUCCAGACAAGAAACAAUUUGUGUACGUCUCUGUAAAGUCUCCCUCUUGCAACCUGGAGAAACCUGUCCUGGUGUCCUUCCAAAGUGGAUAUAUCUUCAUACAGACUGACAAACCCAUCUACACCCCCGGGUCUACAGUUCUAUACAGGAUUUUUACUAUGACCCCAAAUCUAAAACCAGUGACCAAGCCAGUGACCAUCGAAUUCCUGACUCCAGAUAAUGUAAUUGUCAAAAAAGACCUAGUUCAACAAAUCAACAAAAAUGGAAUAAUUUCCUUGUCUUAUACACUGACUGAUCUAGUAAGUUUGGGACUAUGGACCAUAUCAGUAAAGUUUGAGGACACCUUAAUACAGAAUUAUACCACACAAUUUGAAGUGAAGGAAUAUGUUCUACCAAGCUUUGAAAUAAAAAUAAAAACAUCUAGGAAUUUUUUCUACUUUAAUGAUGAAGAGCUAAGGGUGGACAUAGAGGCCAAUUAUCUCUAUGGUAAACCUGUACAUGGCAAGGCCUUUGUUCUUUUUGGAAUCAAGAAAGACAAUGAGAAGAAUAGUCUUCCAGAUACUUUAAGGAGAGUAGAGAUCUCCGAUGGUGAAGGUUUUGCUGUUUUGAAAAGACAAGACCUGGUGAAAUAUUUUCAACAAGAGAAAGACAUGUUACAGUGGAGAAUAUAUGUGUCUGUUACCGUCAUUACUGAUUCAGGCAGCGAUAUGGUGGAAGCUGAGCUGGAUGAUAUUCAUAUUGUGACUUCUCCAUAUAAAAUUCUUUACACAAAAACAUCCAAGUAUUUCAAGCCUGGAAUGCCAUUUGAUCUUAUGGCAUUUGUCACUAAUCCUGAUGGGAGUCCUGCUCAUCGCAUCUCUGUUGUAGCAGAACCUGGAAAUGUGAGAGGAGCAACACAGGAAGAUGGAACAGUUCGUUUGACCCUAAAUACCCGCUCAGACAUGAACGGGCUGGAGAUAAAAGUUUCAACAACAGAUGAAAGAUUAAAAAAUGAACAACAAGCUUCUGCCACCAUGGUGGCCUCCCCAUACAGACCCAUUGGUGGCAACUACUUACAUCUUAGUGUCGCAGGAGGAGAGCUGAAACCAGGAGACAAUGCUAUUAUCAACUUUAAUAUCCGGAACAAUGACGCCGCUGUCGCAAAUCAGAUCAAGCAAUUCAACUAUGUGAUAAUGAAUAAAGGUAGAAUAAUGAAAGUGGGGACACAGGAGAGAGGGAUCGGCCAGGCUCUUGUGAUAAUGUCACUGCAAGUAACAGAAGAAUUUAUCCCAUCAUUCCGAAUUUUGGCAUACUAUACCGUGACUACCGGAGCAGGUCGGGAAAUUGUGGCUGACUCUGUUUGGGUUGAUGUGGUGGAUACCUGUAUGGGGACGCUGUUAAUAACAGGAGAAAAGGACAGAGACAACGCUAUUCAGCAACCUGGAGGCUCCCUGAAGCUGAAGCUACAAGCAGAUCACAAGGCGGCUGUGGGACUGGUGGCGGUGGAUAAAGGUGUUUAUGUGAUCAACAAUAAAUUGAAGAUCUCCCAGAAAAAGGUCUGGGAUUCAGUGGAAAAAUACGACAUUGGCUGCACACCAGGGAGCGGUGCCGAUGCGCCAGGAGUGUUUUAUGAUGCCGGCCUUGCCCUGGAGACAAGCUUUAAGAUGACAACUCCUCAGAGAUCAGAGCCUUUAUGUCAACCAAAACUAAAGCGUAGACGACGAUCUUCAGCUCUACUGAUUCAAGAACAGGACAAAAAAGCAUCGCAAUACAUAGGACUGGAGAGAAGGUGUUGUCAGGAUGGUAUGAUUGAUAACCCCAUGGGUCACAGUUGUGAACGUCGGAUUCGCCACAUCUUGGAUGGACAAAAAUGUGUUGAUGCUUUCCUGGACUGCUGCAAACACAUUGCCAAGCAAAGGGAAUCUGAGAGAAAACUAAAAGAAAAUGAUCCAGAUGGAAGAAGUGAUGAGGAUAGUGAUUAUAUAGAUGACGCGGAUAUAAUAUCCAGAUCACAAUUUCCGCAAAGCUGGCUAUGGAAGGUGGAGACAAUGGAUGGAAAACCAGAUGACAAAGGAAUUUCCACAAAGUCUCUUUCCGUUUUCUUAAAAGACUCAAUCACCACAUGGGAGGUUUUGGCUGUGAGUCUGUCUGAAAAUAAAGGUAUCUGUGUGUCUAAACCUCAUAAUAUCCAGGUGAUGAUGAACUUCUUCAUUGAUCUGAAGCUUCCAUAUUCUGUGGUGAGAAAUGAGCAAGUAGAGAUACGGGCAAUUCUCUACAACUACGGCAACAGUCAAGUUAAGGUGCGCGUAGACUGGACCUACAAUGAACAGUUCUGCAGUCUCUCUACUGCCAAGAAGAAGUAUCGGCAAGAAGUAACCAUCCAGCCUUCCUCAUCGGUGGCUGUUCCAUUUAUCAUUGUGCCAUUAACACUGGGAAAUCAUGAGAUUGAAGUAAAGGCAGCCGGACAGUUAGUAUCUGAUGGCGUGAAGAAAACGCUAAAGGUUGUGCCUGAAGGAAGACUUCUGACACAGACCCUGAAAUCGGUUGUUUUGGAGCCAGAAGGAAAAGGUGGAGUGCAAGAAGAACUGAUCUCCGCAGUAGAUCCCAAAAAUAUUGUCCCCAAGACAGACGUUGACACUAUCGUUACCAUCCAAGGAAGCCCAAUAAGUGAAAUGGUGGAAAAAUCCAUAGAUGGUGGUAAUCUGAACCACCUGAUCAAUGCCCCUAUUGGAUGUGGAGAACAAAACAUGAUGAGUAUGACAUCUCCCCUAAUAGCCAUACACUACUUGGACUUCAGCAACCAAUGGGAAAAAGUAGGACUAAAGCGUAGGGAAGAAGCCAUUCAGUACAUCAAAAAUGGUGUAACUCAGCAGUUGACAUUCGCAAAACAAGAUGCUUCAUAUGGUGCCUGGAUCAACACACCGUCCAGCACAUGGCUCACUGCGUACGUGGUCAAAGUAUUUUCCUUGGCUUCAAGUCUUAUAGAUGUUGAUAAAAAUUUGAUAUGCAAUUCAGUGAAGUGGCUUAUUCUAAACAAGCAAAAUCCGGAUGGGGAAUUCAGAGAAGAUGCACAUGUCUAUCAUCAGGAGAUGGUGGGUGGUGUAACAAAAGGUUCUGCUGAGCUGGAUUCUAGUCUCACAGCCUUUGUACUUGUCGCCUUACUGGCAAGUGAACGGUCCUGUGCUGACCAAGUUGGAAGUUUACCAGGAGGCAUUGAAAAAUCUAUACGAUAUUUGAAUGACAAAUAUGAAACCCUGAAGAAACCGUACUCCAUAGCCAUCACCUCAUACGCACUGGCUAAGGCUGGCUCUCUCAGGGACACUAAUAAACUAAUGUCGGCAUCUACAGGCAACACUCACUGGAAUGAACCAGGCUCCCGCUUCUUAUCCCUUGAGGCUACCUCCUAUGCACUUCUCACGCUCUUGAAUCUGAAGGAGUUUGAGAAAGCUGGACCAUUAGUGAAAUGGCUAACCGAGCAGAGAUACUAUGGAGAAAUUUGGGGAUCAACACAGUCUACAAUGAUGCAGUUUGAAGCCCUUGCUCAGUAUCAGAUGGAUGUACCAAGUUUUAAGGACUUGGAAAUGGAUGUCACCUUCAAGCUUCCGGGGAGAUCCCAAAGUUCAACUCAUCGACUCAAUCUUCAAAAUGCCUUGCUGGCCCGAUCUGAGCAGACUUCCCAAAUUGGAGACUUUGUAGUCACUGCGAAAGGAAAGGGACAAGGCACUUUGAGGGUACUGACUGUAUAUUAUGCCCUUGAAACAGAGAAGGAGAAAAAAUGCAACAAUUUUCAUUUGUCAGUGACAGUUAAUGACGAGCCUAAUGCUAAGAGACCUGAUGGGGCCAAGUCAACUGUUUCCAUGACUAUCUGUACCAGAUUUCUUAAGGACUCCGAUGCCACCAUGUCCAUCCUGGAUAUUUCUAUGAUGACUGGUUUUUCACCAGAUAUAAAUGACCUCAAUAGGCUUAAAAAAGGAGUGGACAGAUACAUCUCCAACUUCGAAAUCAAUAAGGGCGCAUUUGAUAAGGGCACUUUGAUUCUGUACAUUGACCGGAUUUCCCACACAGAGGAUGAAUGUCUGAAAUUCAACCUUCAUCAGUACUUUGAAGUAGGACUUAUUCAGCCUGGCUCUGUCACAGUUUAUGACUACUACUCUCCAGAAAACCGUUGCACUAAAUUUUACCACUUGGAGGAAGGCAGCAAACUUCUGGGCAGAAUCUGUAAAGGAGACGUGUGCCGCUGUGCAGAAGAGAAUUGCUUUAUGCAGCAACAGCUGGAAGGUGUAGAUGCUCUUGUCCGAUUAGAAAAGGCUUGUGAAGCUGGUGUGGAUUAUGUCUAUAAGACAACACUGACCGCCAUUGAGAAGGCUGAUAACUAUGACACCUAUGUGAUGACAGUUCAGACAGUCAUUAAGGAAGGUACGGAUAUAGUUGUUGCAAAUGAGAAGCGGAAUUUUAUUAGUCAUUCCAAAUGUAGAAAAGCCUUAAACUUGGAGAUAGGCCGAGACUAUGUGAUCUGGGGAGUGAUCAAAGAUCUGUGGAACACCGGUUCUGGACAUGCCUACAUAAUAACCAGGGACACAUGGAUUGAGAUGUGGCCAAAUGAUCGGGAAUGCCAGGAGCCUGAGUACGCUGAACUCUGUGAAGAAUUCUUUCAGUUUUCAGAUGAGCUGGAGUUCCGUGGCUGUAUCAGAUAAAUUUCCUUUCCCUGUAUACAGAGCUGUAUUUACCAUUAGGCACCGUGGGCCUGUGACUUGGGCAGCAGUAUUGAGAGGGUCAGCAGUUUGGGAAAAAGAAAAAAGAUGAUAAAUACUUUUACUGUAGCUGUUGCCACCAUGCUGCAGCCAGAAGAAAAAAAAAAUAUUUCCCCAAUUGGGUUGAAUUUUACCUGCAAAUUUGCAGCCACUCAUUAUAUUGUGGAUGGUGAAACUGCAACAAAAUCCACAUGUAACACAUUUGCUUUUUGCGGCCUAAAAAAAAGAUCUGAAUGAAAAAAUUCCAACGCUUGUGGAAUCACCCUAAUGGGGUGUAUUCAGUCCGAGUGCUUAGGGCAGUACAAGCUAUAAAUACAACCAUGUCUGUAAAUCCCUAUUUUUUAUAUUCUUUUCGCAUAAACUUUGCAUAAAUGAACGAAUAAAUGUUUUU
Molecule: messenger RNA, 5425 nt
Organism: Hyla sarda
Lineage: Eukaryota; Metazoa; Chordata; Amphibia; Anura; Hylidae
Product: complement C3-like
Exons: 41
Coding region: 28-4977 (1649 amino acids)
Cellular component (GO): extracellular region
Molecular function (GO): protein binding; endopeptidase inhibitor activity
Source: RefSeq, a predicted model, not a curated record